This is a messenger RNA of Pogonomyrmex barbatus (red harvester ant), 1071 nucleotides long. RefSeq names its product chymotrypsin-2-like. Gene Ontology annotation, molecular function: serine-type endopeptidase activity. The record is from RefSeq and is a predicted model, not a curated record. Gene Ontology annotation, biological process: proteolysis. NCBI's taxonomy places the organism in Eukaryota, Metazoa, Arthropoda, Insecta, Hymenoptera, Formicidae.
AAUCCUCUUUACAUUUGUUUCUUCUGUUUCAAGUAAUGGAAGAUACAAAUUCUACAGAUACGAAUAUACCUCAUUAAUAAUUGAAUGAGAAACGUGCAUAAUAUAUUUGCAAUCUAACACAGUGCAAAUACCACCAACUGUUAUACAAGACCGAAUACAGAUAUCGUAUCGCAUAUAAAAGGAAAAAUGGUGAGUAGCCUCCUCUAUUCAGUUCGUAAUUUGAUCUGGAUUUCAUUUGCAACGAGAGAGAAUGAAGUUAAUUAUUCUGUUCGCUGUGAUUGUCAUCAUUCAGCAGACUUCCUGCGAUGAAUCUGAACGGAUCGUUGGUGGUGACAUAGCUACACACGGUCAAUUUAAAUAUCAAGUUUCUCUUGAAUCUUAUGGCGAGCAUAUUUGUGGAGGUAGCAUCAUUAGUCCAAUACAUAUUGUCACUGCUGCACAUUGCGUAAAUGACGAUUUCUAUACAAAUGGUAUGGUUGUUGUAACCGGCACUAUCAGUCCGACACUGUACGGUGGCGAAAAGCACAACAUCAAAUGUAUUCGGAUACACCCAAGUUACACUGGUGAAAAAGAGGGCGGCUGGAAGCACGACAUCGCUGUUAUAACCCUAAACAAACCGAUCAAGAUAAAUAAUAUCCAAGGUCCAAUUCCUUUAGCAAGUAAAGACUAUAUUAACGGCGGCAAGCGCGGUAUUAUAAGCGGAUGGGGAAAAACUUCAAUAAAUUCACCAUCUUCGUCGAUGCUCAAAUGGCUUAGCGUGAACGUUUUGAGCCAAGAGCGCUGUCUGCAUGGUCAUAAAAAUCCACGUACUAGCGAAAAUCACAUCUGUACGCUGGAAAAGGUUGGGCAAGGUGCUUGCCAAGGUGACAGUGGCGGCCCUCUCGUUGUCGAUAAUGAGCUCGUUGGCGUCGUCUCUUGGGUUUUGCCUUGCGCUUUAGGUGUAUCUGAUGUUUAUACUAAUAUUUAUAAAUAUCUCGAUUUUAUCAAAGAAUCUCAGUUAAUAUGCUAAAUUGUCUUUAAAAUAUUAUCUGGUUUCAAGAUUUUUUAAUUUUCUAAAUAAGAUAACGAGCC